Pyricularia grisea is the source of this 1546-nucleotide messenger RNA. RefSeq lists its product as uncharacterized. The record is from RefSeq and is a predicted model, not a curated record. Bases 75 to 599 code for a protein of 174 amino acids. Gene Ontology annotation, molecular function: copper ion transmembrane transporter activity. Gene Ontology annotation, biological process: copper ion transmembrane transport. The transcript has 3 exons. Gene Ontology annotation, cellular component: membrane. Lineage: Eukaryota; Fungi; Ascomycota; Sordariomycetes; Magnaporthales; Pyriculariaceae.
GUUAUCAUGUUACCCAGGACUGACCCUCCGGCAAACUCAAAACCUAGCAAACACUACACAGCACGAUUGCAACAAUGAGCCACGGACAUGCUGCUGGCCCUGGGGCCGAGGAUUGCCAAAUUUCUAUGCUAUGGAACUGGAACACAGUCGGCGCUUGCUUCCUCUCCGAGACCUGGUUCGUCCGUACUGAGGGCAUGAUGGUAGUUUCUUGCGUCGGCGCAAUGCUGCUUACUGCCACUCUGGAACUAUGCAGACGUGGUGGACGAGAGUUUGACAAUCUGCUCGCCUCGCAAAUUCGACAAAGCGUCUUGUCAACAGCGGUGGAAAGGUCCAAUCGUCGAGUGGUGACGAUGCGUGCUAGCCUUCUUCAGCAGUUUCUUCGAUCCUUGCUACACGCCAUCACCUUUGCGGUUGCAUACAUCGUCAUGUUACUUGCCAUGUAUUUCAACGGCUACAUCUUGAUCUCCAUCUUUCUGGGUGCGGGAUUGGGCAAGUUUUUGACUGAUUGGCUUGUGGUUCAAGUGGUCAUGGGUGAGGAUGCCAAGAUGGGUUGUACAGGGGCAACUGGUGUUCAGGAGACGACUGUUUGUUGCUCUUAGUGUUUUCUAUUGGCGACUAUACAAUCCUAGAGACGAUGAUGGACGUGUUGAUACUCUUUCCGACCUCUCCAUUCAUGUGGUAUGUCAACACGGGCCUAAGAACCUCCAACAAAGCAGGAGAUGUCAUUGUUGUAGGCUAUUCUGUUAGUGGAGUCGAAAAAGAGGUCACAAUGAUACUCACAGGAUAAAAUAGAGUCUUGACUGAAUGAGACCCUCUGACCAGCAUUACCGAACCAUUUCGCAUUCGUUUGGAAACUUGCACGAUAGCGCUCUCUUUUUCCUCGACAGUCACUCCAACUGUUGCGUUGAAAUAGACUGCAUCAAACGGUUGGAGGUUGGCAGGAAUAGCACAUGCAUCGCCCGCCUCGAAAGUCGUGUCUUCGCUGUACACACCCAGCGCAGAGACUGCUAGUCGUCCAAGCUCGCAUCUAUCUUCUAGAAGCUCAACAUUGUGCACUCGAACUCGUGUUUUGUUCUCUCUUGCCCAAUCCUGAAUCCAGACGCAAGUCUCCGGAAGUGCACCUGCGCCUAGGAUGGCCACGUUUGUUGGGUAUUGGCCCAAGACGGCUGUAAGGGCAUGCCAUUCUAAUGAGGCAGUGUGCUCGUAGAAGACAUGAAUGGGAAAUCGCAAGAGCUCAGCACGGGGGUCUGCACAAUCGAUUAUUUGGCGAGCAAAAAAUAUCUCGAAAGCGGCCUCGCAUUCACGAACAGCAGUCCUGGUAGCUGGAAUGAGAGCAGCAGUGUCUGGAUGGUUGAAGAAGCUUUGUUCACCCUGAGAAUCAAGCGUGGUGAACCCGAUAAACCCAUAGAGCUCAUUCCAUGGUGCGAUGGCUUGUGAAAUCUUGUCUGAAGUGUCUAGUGGGUAGAGAGCCGCAAGUUGGGCUGUGGCGAUACUGAGUUUGGUGGUGUAAUGCUCGAUUGCUGGUGUCAUGGUUGCUGUCGAUACC